AUGGCGGUAGCUUUUCGCUUUACACGACAGCUUUCACAAACAGCAGGGUCACUUAUGGCCUCUUGUAGAAGAAACCUGGGUAUGGCAUCUGUCUUAAUGGCAAAAGCGGACAAGAAUGUUGAUCCCAUACAGAAACUGUUCGUGGAGAAGUUACAAGAGUACAAAAAGAAGAGCGCAGCCUCAGGGGACGAAUUGGUCGACUUCACACCCGACAAGAAAGCUAAAAUGGAGGUAGAGAUGGAUCAGAUACGAAAGCGAUUUGGCGGAGGAAAUCUGGAGGAGUUUCCAAAGUUUGACUUUGAUGAAGCCAGCGCAUAA
Messenger RNA from Pocillopora meandrina, 318 nucleotides. The record is from the annotation of a GenBank genome assembly. NCBI's taxonomy places the organism in Eukaryota, Metazoa, Cnidaria, Anthozoa, Scleractinia, Pocilloporidae.